Paramecium sonneborni is the source of this 167-nucleotide messenger RNA. Lineage: Eukaryota; Ciliophora; Oligohymenophorea; Peniculida; Parameciidae. The record is from the annotation of a GenBank genome assembly.
AUGAAAAUAAAGUGUAAGUAGUUUAAGUUAUUAUUGUAGUGAAUGAAGAAUAAAUAGAGAGAUUACUAAUGAGUAAUAAAUCGUUGAUGGAAGAGAAUGCAAACCUUUAGGAAUAAAUUAAGGAAGAUUUAAACUCUAGUUUUAGCAGCAGUGUUUCAUAAAAGUGA